Messenger RNA from Triticum aestivum (bread wheat), 678 nucleotides. Its product is annotated as E3 ubiquitin-protein ligase SINA-like 10. The record is from RefSeq and is a predicted model, not a curated record. Bases 1 to 678 code for a protein of 225 amino acids. Gene Ontology annotation, molecular function: ubiquitin protein ligase activity. Gene Ontology annotation, cellular component: cytoplasm. The transcript has 4 exons. Lineage: Eukaryota; Viridiplantae; Streptophyta; Magnoliopsida; Poales; Poaceae.
AUGGAGAAGACCGUCACCAAAGCCGAGCGGCGGCACGGCCGGAGCACGUCGGCCUCCACCGAGUUGAUUUCGGUCGAUGUGGAUCGGAAGGUUCUUGGCUGCCCUCGAUGCCUACGCCCCUUCCUACCUCCAGUUUUCCAGUGCGCUGCUGGACAUCUGAUUUGUUCGACCUGCCACGGCGACCUCCCGGACAAGGGCAAGUGCGUUUCCUGCUUCAUCAACACGGGCUACACACGGUGCUUCAUUCCCACAAGCUACAGCCGCUGCCAUGCCGUCGACCAUAUCGUUCGAUCCGUCCAUGUUGCUUGCCUCUACACCGUCUACGGGUGCACUGCCAAGAUCCUCUACCAUGAGAAGGCGGAGCACGAGAAGACGUGCCCCAACAUGUAUGGCUUCGGCGGCCUUCCCGGACGGGUUGUGAAGAUGGGCCCUUGCGGUGGCGCAGGUGGCGACGCCAGAGACAUGAACCCGCGCUUCGUCGACCGUAUCACUAAUGUGAUCCUCCGCCACGGUGCUGCGAUCUACGCCAUAGCGGUGUUGGUCCAGGAGGACGAGCACCUGAUUAGGAACACCGGCCAUGAUACUACCACUGUAGUGAAUGAAAAAAUCGAGAUCUAUUUUGGCAUCCUGGAUGUUGGACAAAGUUCAAAUUUGCUUCUUGGGGCGACAUUCAGUUAG